AUGCAUCCCACUGUUUUUCUAGCUGGCCUGGCUGCGGUCAUCCCUGUUACCCUAGCAGAGGAGCUCCGUGCAGACGAUGUACCAUCCGCAUGCAAGACAAUCUGCCAGCCCAUUGUCGAUCUCACCAAUACAUGCGAUAUCGACCCCAAAGAAGCGGAUAAAGAUAACGAGAAAAGAACCAAACUGCGGCUCCGUGAAAGAAGCGAGGCUGAAGAGGGUAUCGAGGCGAACUGUAUUUGCACGAAUAAGAGCUUCGACGUUGCUGCCGUGAUGGCGCUCUGCGCAAGCUGCAUGGUACAGAAUAACCAGGAAACAGAAGUAAUAGAUGUCGAUAAGAUUAUGUCGCAAUGCUCCUUCACGUCUACCUCAUAUGUGCGCUCAGCUACGGCCAUAGUCUCAGGCAUUCAGGUUCAGGCAACGAAGCCAGCCACGACUGUGACUAGGCCUUCUGAUUCUACUUCCACGGCUGGUGCGGCAUCCUCUACUGACUCGGCUAAUAACGGCGUCGGGAAGAUGGCGGUUUCUAUUGUAGCCGUUGCAUGGGCCGGGUUGGUGUUGCUGUUUCAAUUCUAA
Fusarium redolens is the source of this 573-nucleotide messenger RNA. RefSeq lists its product as uncharacterized. The transcript has 2 exons. Lineage: Eukaryota; Fungi; Ascomycota; Sordariomycetes; Hypocreales; Nectriaceae. The coding region runs from base 1 to 573 and encodes 190 amino acids. The record is from RefSeq and is a predicted model, not a curated record.